CAGGACCAGUUUGGAAUAUACUCUCCGUUUACAACUCCUCACCUGUUCUGCUCCUCAUAACUGCACCUGAGUCUGCUUUCAGGGCAUUUGAAACCAGAAACCCCCUCUAAAGGGUUGCUUUUCUUUUUUUGAAUUGCUUUUUUUGAAUUUGACUGUAGUCUCUCCCCAAAACUCGUAGUUUUCCAUUCUUCCAAAUGCAACGUCUGCAAGUGUCGCUUUGCAUGUGGUUGUAGACGCUGGGAAAAAAAGGAAUUUUGCACAGGAUAUUUUUUAUUUUUACAAUUAUAAAUUCAUCAUUAUUUUUUGGGAAGCGCGUCCAUUAUUUUUGUACCCACGAUGUCUGAUGCUAACGCUGAAUGCAAUAUCAAAGUAUUGUGUCGAUUCCGUCCUUUGAACAAGUCUGAGAUCAUCCGUGGAGAUAAGUUCAUCCCAGUGUUUCAAAGAGAGGACACUGUCAUCCUCGGGGGGAAGUCGUAUGUGUUUGACCAGGUGUUUCCCACCAACACCACCCAGGAGCAGGUCUACAACGCCUGUGCCAAGCAGAUUGUCAAAGAUGUACUGGGAGGAUACAAUGGGACUAUCUUUGCUUAUGGGCAGACCUCCUCGGGAAAAACAUACACCAUGGAGGGGAACCUUCACGAUCCCCAGGGGAUGGGAAUCAUUCCUCGUAUUGCAGAGGACAUUUUCGAACAUAUAUUUGCCAUGGAUGAGAAUCUGGAGUUCCACAUUAAGGUUUCCUACUUUGAGAUCUAUAUGGAUAAAAUCCGGGACCUUCUGGAUGUGACAAAAACCAACCUGUCAGUGCAUGAAGACAAAUACAGAGUCCCUUAUGUGAAGGGCUGCACAGAGCGCUUUGUCACCAGCCCUGAAGAAGUGAUGGAUGUAAUAGAUGAAGGGAAGGCCAACCGCCACAUUGCUGUCACCAACAUGAAUGAGCACAGUUCCCGCAGCCACAGCAUCUUCCUCAUCAACAUUAAGCAAGAGAAUGUGGAGACGGAGCAGAAGCUGUGUGGAAAGUUGUACCUGGUCGACCUAGCUGGAAGUGAGAAGGUCAGUAAGACAGGUGCAGAGGGAGCGGUACUGGAUGAGGCCAAGAACAUCAACAAGUCUCUGUCGGCUCUGGGGAACGUCAUCUCAUCCUUGGCCGAGGGAACGAAAUCCCACGUGCCAUACCGAGACAGCAAAAUGACUCGCAUCUUACAGGACUCGCUGGGUGGGAACUGUCGCACCACCAUGUUCAUCUGUUGCUCUCCCUCCAGCUACAACGACGUAGAGACCAAAUCCACCUUAAUGUUUGGCCAAAGAGCCAAGACCAUCAGGAACACCGUAACUGUGAACCUGGAGCUCACGGCCGAGCAGUGGAAGAAGAAGUAUGAGAAAGAGAAAGAGAAGAACCGGUCAAUGAAGGAGACGAUUCAAAGACUGGAGGCUGAGCUGAACCGCUGGAGGAGUGGUGAGGAUGUUGUGUUGGAGCCUCUGAGCCCAGAGUCUGAGGACGUCCCUCUGGUCCCUCCCGAGUCUGAGGAGCCGAUCCUCGACAUCUGCAGCCCCUGCAGCCCCUGCUCUGACGUCUCCUCCAUUGUGGUGCACAUCUCAGAGGAGGAGCGGCAGAAGUAUGAGGAGGAGAUCCGCAAGCUUUACAAACAGCUGGAUGAGAAGGAUGAUGAGAUCAACCACCAGAGCCAGAUGGUGGAGAAACUAAAGGAGCAGAUGCUGGACCAGGAGGAGCUUUUAGCAUCAUCCAGAGGGGACAGCGAGAAGGUUCAGUCAGAGCUCGGCAGGCUACAGACCGAAAACGAGUCCGCCAAGGCUGAGGUCAAAGAGGUCCUGCAGGCCCUGGAGGAGCUGGCAGUCAACUACGACCAGAAGAGCCUGGAGGUGGAGGAGAAGAGCGUGCAGAACAAGCUGCUUGCCGAGGAGCUUGCAAAGAAAAUGGCUCACCUCAUGGCUCUGGAGGCGGAGCUGUCCCGAAUCCAGGAAGUGAGCAGCCAUCAAAGGAAACGCAUCGCUGAGAUUCUCAAUGGGCUGAUGAGGGACCUGAGCGAGUUCAGCACCAUUGUCGGAAACAGAGAAAUCAAGCUGCCCAUGGAGAUCACCGGUGUAAUCGAGGAGGAGUUCACCGUGGCUCGCCUCUACAUUAGUAAGAUAAAGUCAGAGGUGAAGUCCAUGGUGAAGCGCUGCCGGCACCUGGAAAACCUGCAGAUGGAGUGUCACCGCAAGAUGGAGGAGACAGGCAGAGAGCUGUCCUCGUGCCACCUCCUUGUGUCACAGCAUGAAGCAAAGAUCCGCUCUCUGACCGAGUACAUGCAGAAUGUAGAGAAGAAGAAGAGACAGCUGGAGGACAGCUACGACUCCCUGAGCGAGGAACUGGCCAAACUCCAAGCUCAAGAGCGAGUGUCACAGGUGACCAGGGGGGAGAAUCACACGUCUGACUUGGAUUCCGGUGAUAUAAAGAGGGCUCUGGAGCAGCAGAUGGAGUCCCAUCGUGAGGCGCACAGCAAACAGCUCGGCCGCCUGCGAGACGAGAUCAAUGAGAAGCAGAAGAUCAUUGACGACUUAACCGACUGUAACCAGAAGCAGCAGCUGGAGUUGGAGCAACUGCAUUGUGACUUCGAAUGUCUGAGGAGCCGAGAGCAUCACAAGAGCCGGCAGCUGGAGGAGUUGACAUUUCUUCAUGAGCGACACGAGCAGUCAAAGCAGGAUCUCAAAGGGCUGGAAGAGACUGUUGCUCGUGAGCUCCACACCCUGCACAACCUACGCAAGCUUUUUGUUCAAGACCUCACGACUCGAGUUAGAAAAAGUGUACAGAUGGAGCCUGAUGACAGUGGGGGAUACAUUACCCAGAAACAGAAGAUUUCCUUUCUUGAGAACAACUUGGAACAGCUUACAAAAGUUCACAAGCAGCUGGUACGUGACAAUGCAGAUCUUCGCUGUGAACUUCCAAAACUGGAGAAGCGUCUUCGGUCUACAGCUGAACGAGUUAAGGCGCUUGAGGGUGCACUGAAGGAGGCAAAGGAAGGAGCCAUGAAUGACCGCCUCCGCUACCAACAGGAAGUGGAGCGAAUCAAAGAUGUGAUGAGAGCUCGCAAUCCCUUCCGUCGGCCUCAUGCUGCACUGAUAGCCAAACCUGUGCGUGCUGGCCACUAUCCACCCUGCUCUCCCACAAACCCCUUCUUCAUCCGAGGCUACAGCGAUCACCCCGUUGCCUUCUUCAAAGCUGAUUUCCACAACAGCAACAACCAAGGCGCAGCUGCUCCUCCCGCCGCGCCUCCGGCUGCUCCCGAAUCACCGGACAGUGAAUCACCGAGGUUAGCCGAGACAAACUCCAACCAGAACAGCCCCUCUAAACACCUGGAUGCCCAAAACAUCGAUUCACCCGACAACGACCCUCAGAAUAACAUGCUUCCAGCUGAACCGGUAACCCAAACGGACCAGAGCACUGCAGAGAUGCUUGACUCAGAAAACGGAAACACCACAGAUAUCAAUGACAACAGAGUUGACGUCUGUGACAAUCAGGAUCCAGCCAGACUCUACAGCCUGCAGCCCGAGGCCACAGCCAGCUAAUAGUCUUGAGCAGGCAGACGCUCUUUCUGAGGCCUCCUCUGUAAAUUUGCAUGCAGUUGAUCACUGUCCUCUCAGCCUUCCCUCCCUCGCCCAGCCUCACCUGCUGUAAACAGCCUCUCUCCCUCUCCUGUGUUCCCUUUCCUCCCCCCCUGCUUGUUCCUCUUCAAUCCCUUCUCCUUCCUGUGCAACGAUACGGUUUAUGUUGGUAUCAGUGGGACAUGUGGCAAACACUGCAUCUCAAAUGCUCGACUUGGCAGCUUACACCUAUUAUGCUGCCCAUCCCAGCCUGCGACUUGGAAAACAAUGAGACUUCACAGAUGAAGGUGGGGAAGACGGUGCAGUUCUUUAGGUAACCACUAGGAAGUGCUGUUUGCCCCAGCAGGGUAUCACCAUGGGCAUAGAGUACAUUCAACAAUCAGCUGGGAGCUAGGAUCAUUAUUAUUAUUAUUAUUAUAAAACAUGCAUAUAGAUCUUAAAACAGUCAUGUUGAUAAUAUUUAUACUUUUGACUCUGCAUGUUGAUUUUUGAUGUUGGUGUUCUACUUUUCUUGGAAAAUACAGGGGAAAAAGAAGAACUGUUAAGGCAACAUGAUGAUAAAAUGUUUCAGUGUAAACAACAGAAGAGGAUAAGAGCAGUUUGUCAAUAGAAAUGGGAAAUUAAGUCUUAAAGGAGGCUGUGGAUAAGGCUGAAGUUGGAGAGUUUGUUCAAUUUUUUUGUAAUUGUACAAAAAUGCCAUAAAAAAGAGAAAACCAACAGUCAUGACUCUCUUAGGCUUUAGUAUUUCACAACUUGGCCGACCUUUCUGUGUCACUCAAGCUCGAGCUCAGUGACAGUGCAAUAUUUAAAUUAUAGCCCUUGAAUAUGGUGUUUUAUUUUACUAAAAAAAGGAUGUGAUAUUCCCUUAAAGAGCUGUGCACUGUAGACUUAAGCAAAAAUAACCCAAACAGAAAUA
Messenger RNA from Cheilinus undulatus (humphead wrasse), 4516 nucleotides. It is a transcript of the gene kif5ab, whose product is annotated as kinesin family member 5A, b. Gene Ontology annotation, molecular function: ATP binding; microtubule motor activity; microtubule binding. The coding region runs from base 337 to 3564 and encodes 1075 amino acids. Gene Ontology annotation, biological process: microtubule-based movement; mitotic spindle organization. The transcript is spliced from 29 exons. The record is from RefSeq and is a predicted model, not a curated record. NCBI's taxonomy places the organism in Eukaryota, Metazoa, Chordata, Actinopteri, Labriformes, Labridae.